GACCUAAAAAUGACAAGGACACCAUAGUUUUCAAAGUAACAAACGAAAUGUUUACCAAUCAAAUCAGUGUCAUAUUGGUUAUGCUUGAGCAGUGCAGGAAGUUUUUGUUAAGCAGUUAUAAUAAUUGUUGUGUCGUUAAGUGUGAAGAAUUUUGUUACAAAUCAUGUGUCCUUUAAAAAAUACAAUUAUUGUCGUAAUUUCCUGAACUGUACGUUUAAUAAUUAAUCGAGGAUCAACAUCUUAUCCAUCAAUCAAAAUCGUAAGUCAACAAUUCUCAACAUUUAAAAUGCUGUGCUUACGUCUGCCGAAAAUCAAAGUCGCGAAGUGUCCGUACCUUCCCAAAUUUGUAUGUUCAAUCAUGUCCGGAGAUUCGCCCAACGCUUUCACCAACGAAAACGUCUUCGACUUCAAGGAAGGCCGCUCUUCGCCCGCCCCAACCACCUCGAAGGAGCACAAUCAGGGCGGUGUGGUGACCGCAUCGGUGCUCGUCGAGCCGCAGAAAGAAAAAAGCAAAGACAAAGACAAGGAAGAGGAAGACGAGCCCGAUUUUUCAACUCCAACGCUCAAUCCCGGAGAUAAGGAGAACCGGCGCCAAUCGGACGCCGACAAAACGCUCGAUCUGAACGACCCGAAGUACGACGGCGAUAAGGGCAAGGAGGAGCAGAAUCUGCUCAAUGGGGGCCUGGACCGGCUGCCGAAGCCCUACGCCAGCUCCAAGGAGCUGGGCGAGGAGGAGAGUGAGGACGACACGUGCAUUGUGAAUUGUAUAUAUUACACGAUGGAAUGUUGUAAAUGUUCCAUAGUUUAAUGGAGUGUAGGUAAUCAUUUGUGAUAUUUUAUUCGAGAUUUCGUGCCUCAUCCUAUUAAGAAAAAUGUCGGAGUUGUUAGGUAUGUCUGGUGCAGUACCUAGAGGAAUAAAUUUUAUUGUACAAUGUGUAGUAGCACUGUGAGCGUUCCAUGAAACAAACAUAUCUCGAAAAAAUGAUUGUUAAAGUUAGAACAAAUUAUAAACGAGUGAUAACUUGUAAAUUUCAAGACUGACAAUCUUUUAUUCGUUAUUGUCUAAUUCCAAAAUUUCGGCUUAUAAUAAUUUGGAAUAUAUUGUAUCAGUAUUGUUUUUUAUUACUAGUAUAAAACACUCAUCAUUUAAGACCUUAACUCAUUAAAAUAAUCAAAUAACUCUCAUUAAGGUCCUAAAUUUGGUAGCGAAUAUUUAACCAGAAUUUAAUAAAUAUUUUUUAAACUUUAUGCCAUA
Molecule: messenger RNA, 1255 nt
Organism: Tribolium castaneum (red flour beetle)
Lineage: Eukaryota; Metazoa; Arthropoda; Insecta; Coleoptera; Tenebrionidae
Exons: 2
Coding region: 287-808 (173 amino acids)
Source: RefSeq, a predicted model, not a curated record